CAGGAUGUGUCCGCUCGUGGCGGGUUAGACUCGUCUCUUGUGGGGCGACACUGCAGCGCCAUGUCCUGCCCGCCCGACGCUCCCCGGGAUCACGCGCUGCUCAAGCGUCUUCAAGGCGACGAGUCUGGCAAGGCUGGCCCAACCAUCAAGAGCAAGCCGUUUUUCGGCACUCAAGCCUCGUGUUCGCCUUGCUCUUCUAACCCUGCCUCACCUACCCGGGAAGAUGCGCAAUCAGGAGUGUUGCAGUCGCGCCGCGCUCUCAGAAAUGAGGAUAGCAGCUAUGACAGCGACUUCGAGUCGAGCGAGGUUUUGGGACCUGCCUCGACUGCCUCAGGUCCCGACGAGGCGCCCUUGGGAGAGGAGCAACACGAGGACGUCUCAAGAACCGUGUCGGACACUCUAGCGGCCGAGUUCGCUGAAUAUGUUACCAUGCAACCAAAUACGAGCACCACUCCCGUGCUCCCCACUGCAACCAGUAAGACAAUCGUUACCAGUGAUGAGGUUACCUCAACCACGUCUUGUUCUUCACCCGUUUUUGUCGCGUCUUCUUUCUCUGUUCCCACUGGUGGUAGCAGUGCUGCUAUGGACUUAUUUUCCUGUUCUGAGAGCACUGCCAAAGAUGUUCCUGUUAUUACUACUGUUGGGGCAUCUAAUGCUCUUGUAUGUGUUGAUAAAAGUGAGAGUGUUGCUCGAACGCAGCCCAGUGAAUCUAAACCUGAGACUACAACGGCGAAGUCUCUCCUAACUUCCACGUCAUCGUUGCCAAGCCAUUCCGUUUUGUCAAGCAAGGGUGGUAUCAAUACUGGUAGUUCUUCAGUUACGAUCAGACCCCAUACCUCUGUAGUAUCAUCCUUGUCUUCACGCCCCUCGUCAGCCCCUGCAACGCAAAGUUUAGCUCGCUCUGCUAGCACUGCCGUGACAUCACAAGCAGGUUCUGCACCCACUUCUACAAGCAUCUCGACAAGCAUUGGCAAAACUUGGAGUGGUAGCGAAAGUAGCAUUUAUGGACAGCAAGUAGAGUUCGGUAUCAAGCUCGGCUAUAGCGAAAGUCUGGUGCAAUUGGCGUUGAAGAAACUAGGUGGAAAACCAGCCAAAAAUGAGCUGCUGGAUGAACUCAUUCGACUCGGCGCUGUCAUGCCCAAGUCCGAAAGUGAACUAGAAGGUCCUCUGGCCACUCCUGCUGAAGGAGACGACGCUAAAGAGACGGACCCAUCGCUGGCACUGAGACCCAUCAUUAUUGAUGGAAGUAACGUUGCUAUGAGCCACGGCAACAAGAACGUCUUCUCGUGCCGAGGUCUGAGCGUAUGCGUUGAAUGGUUUCGGGAACGCGGCCAUAAAGAAAUUCUGGUGUUCGUUCCCGCGUGGCGCAAGGAAUUCUCUCGAUGGGACGCCAAGAUUACUGACCAGCAGGUUUUGGAGGAGCUGGAACAGCAAAAGGUCCUUGUCUUCACUCCCAGCAGAACUGGCCACACGAGCGGGCGCAGGAUCAUCCCGUAUGACGACAGGUACAUCCUAAACGAAGCGGUUCUAUCUGGAGGAGUUGUAGUGAGCAACGACAACUUCCGUGACCUGGCUGCUGAGUCGUCAACGUUUCGGCGAGUGGUGGAGGAGGCGCUGCUGAUGUACUCGUGGGUGAACGGGCGCUUUGUUCCACCAGACGACCCACUAGGGCGUAACGGCCCGACACUCGACGCCUUCUUGAGGCGUCCUGUGUCUACUCAUUCUAACCCACAGGCGCGAGACUUGGGGCUCUGUCCUUACGGCAAGAAGUGUACCUAUGGUAACAAGUGCAAGUACCAGCAUCCUGAACGAGGCACUCAGCCCAUCAAGAGCGUCACGGAGCGACUGCAGGAGCAAAGGGAGAAGCAUUAUUUGGACAAGGCUACUAAGAGCAGAGACUCGUCUCCUGGUGAAAGUUCGCGUGCAAACAAUUCGCAAGCUGCAGAGCGCGGUCCUCCAGGAAGUGGGAAGAAGCCUCUGAGCCGAACUCCUUCUUCGCACGGUGGCUCCUCGCUUUCCUCCACGACCGCUUGUUUACCGACACCGCCGGUGCCGCACGACGCACCAGGGCACGACUCGCGUUUUUCUGAUGCCUCCACCCCCACCACCACCUCUGCUGCUCCUGCUACUGCUCAUCAAGGCGUUCCGUCUUCCCCUGCCCCCGCUACUACUGCGGCGCCUUUGCUCAUGCAGCAGCAACACCCGAUGCUCUCAGCUCAGCCUUCUUACGACCAAAGUAGCUUGCAACAAUCUCUUCCUCACGACGUCUUCAAAAAUCAAAUGUUUUCAAGCGAUUCUUGUCUUCAUCCCUCGUUUGCAUCCCAAGCGCAUACUGUGCAACAUCAACACUUGCAUCAUCAGCCAUCAGGCCCGCACCAGCAGUCGUCGUCUCAUACUGCAGUGCAGCGAAUGCAAUCAUACCAGCAAGUUGCUGCUGCAGGAGGAUGGGGCUACCAGCCGCCGCGACCUCAGGACGCGUGUGAGACAAGUCACUUCAGUGAACUUGCCAUGGCAGAGCGGCAGCCAUCCGACACCGACAGCGCUUCUUCCUGUGACAACACGCAUCAAAAACUGCGCCGUCAACUCACACUCAAUCCGUCUAAUGACCAUCGACUGGCCAAGAUUAACAAAGAAGCAAGUCAACAGAAAUCUGUACCCAUGGCUGGUCAUUUCGGAGGAUUGCAGAGUAUGCCUCCUCAGUAUCAGCAGCAGCUACAAACUAUGAAUAUGGCUAGCAACCAGCAUUUGAUAUCUCAGCAUCAAUAUCAGAACCCGUUGCAGUCUUUUUCUCCUUUCAUUCCCGAACAAAAUUUGCUGCAACAAACGCCGCAGAGCCAAAUGGGACCUGUGUUUUCUGUCAACCAAUCACCUUUACCGUCCCAUUUGUACCGUCAUCAUCAGCAGCAGCAACAGCAAGGAGCCCAUCCUCACGUCGCCCGCUUCUCCUCCGCUCCUGACCCCAUUGUUGGGAGCACCAGCACCUGCAGUAAUGCNCAACUCGACAUCUGA
Messenger RNA from Hyalella azteca, 3009 nucleotides. RefSeq lists its product as uncharacterized. The transcript is spliced from 4 exons. The record is from RefSeq and is a predicted model, not a curated record. The coding region runs from base 61 to 3009 and encodes 982 amino acids. Gene Ontology annotation, molecular function: RNA endonuclease activity; metal ion binding; mRNA binding. Gene Ontology annotation, cellular component: cytoplasmic ribonucleoprotein granule; nucleus. Lineage: Eukaryota; Metazoa; Arthropoda; Malacostraca; Amphipoda; Hyalellidae.